AUGAAUAUAGAAAUUACAAAAUACAUUUUCAAUAAAAGAUUGCUAAAUUAUAGAAAGGAUACCUAAACAAAAGAUAAGUAAUUCAUGAUUUAUAAAUCUGAAAAGUUUAAUUGUAAAGAAAUUGAUGUUGUAUAAUAAUAAUAGGAAAAGAAUCUGAAAAAAUCAGAUAGGAAUUAUAAGUAAUAUGAAGAAAAAGUCAAGAAAAUGAUUAAUUAAAGGAAAGUUAUGAAUGAAGAUAUGCAGAAAUUAAAACAGAAUUGUAAGAAGUAUCAGGAUUUAUCAAAAAUUAAUUACUAUUGA
Paramecium tetraurelia is the source of this 300-nucleotide messenger RNA. RefSeq lists its product as uncharacterized. NCBI's taxonomy places the organism in Eukaryota, Ciliophora, Oligohymenophorea, Peniculida, Parameciidae. The record is from RefSeq and is a predicted model, not a curated record. The transcript has 2 exons.